AUGCACAAUCUCUAUCUUGGAACUGCAAAGCAGAUGAUCAACAUUUGGCGUGAUUCCAAGCUGAUCAGUGACAAGGAUUUUUUGACCAUGCAAGAACUUGCUAAUAGAGUUGUUGUAUCUUCUGGGUAUGCUCGUAUUACAAAGAAAAUUGGUGAUGGAUUCUCAUUUAUGAAGGCUGACGAGUGGAAGUCAUGGUGCAUAAUAUAUUUCCCAUUUGUUUUGAAGCACAUAAUUUCUGCCGUCAACCUUGCCAAUUGGAUACUUUUUGUAAAAGCAUAUUGUCUGCUAACUAAGCCGUUCAUAACUGUCAAAGAAACUGCAGAAGCUUACAAGUAUCUUCAAGAAUUUUGUAUCAAAUGUCAGACUUCUUAUAAAAAACCAGCAAUUACUCCAAACAUGCACUUGCAUCUUCACCUUAGCAAGUGUAUCAAUAAUUUUGGCCCUGUUUAUGUGUUUUGGCUGUUUAGUUUUGAGUGUUAUAAUGGUUUGCUAAAAAAAUUUGAGACAAAUCGGAAGGGUGGAUUUGAGUCAAUAAUGAUAAAGCAAUUUCUUGAAAAAGCAUACAUCGGCAGCUAUAUCAGAGCCUUUUCAACCAGUUUUGACAAAUUUAUUAUUACUUUCUUACACAGAAUUUCCAACAGCCACACUGGAAAAACCGCCCUGAUUAACAAUGUGGCCAGCCAUAAUGUUGUCUGCCGUUGUGCUCAAUGUAGCAGAAAUUCACAGGGAUACUCAUUGGUGACAAGCAGAACCACUGAGCACCAUAUUAGAAAAGAUGAGCUUGAGAGAAUCGAGAGACUGGAUACGGCUUAA
Messenger RNA from Phycomyces blakesleeanus NRRL 1555(-), 813 nucleotides. RefSeq lists its product as hypothetical. The record is from RefSeq and is a predicted model, not a curated record. The transcript has 2 exons. Lineage: Eukaryota; Fungi; Mucoromycota; Mucoromycetes; Mucorales; Phycomycetaceae. The coding region runs from base 1 to 813 and encodes 270 amino acids.